Molecule: messenger RNA, 1023 nt
Organism: Closterium sp. NIES-65
Lineage: Eukaryota; Viridiplantae; Streptophyta; Zygnematophyceae; Desmidiales; Closteriaceae
Source: the annotation of a GenBank genome assembly
AUGCAGUGGAAGACGCACCUAUGCAGUGGAAGACGCACCUAUGCAGUGGUAGACGCACCUAUGCAGUGUGGAAGACGCACCUAUGCAGUGGUAGACGCACCUAUGCAGUUGCUAUUUAGUCGGCUCAAGAGUCGCCUUGCUGGCACUGCUGGCACUGAUGGCAACGCACCUAUGCAGUGGCCCUGCUGGCAACGCACCUAUGCAGUGGCACUGCUGGCAACGCACCUAUGCAGUGGCACUGCUGGCAACGCACCUAUGCAGUGGCACUGCUGGCAACGCACCUAUGCAGUGGCACUGCUGGCAACGCACCUAUGCAGUGGCCCUGCUGGCAACGCACCUAUGCAGUGGCACUGCUGGCAACGCACCUAUGCAGUGGCACUGCUGGGAACGCACCUAUGCAGUGCCACUGCUGGCAACACACCUAUGCAGUGGCACUGCUGGCAACGCACCUAUGCAGUGGCACUGCUGGCAACGCACCUAUGCAGUGGCACUGCUGGCAACGCACCUAUGCAGUGGCACUGCUGGCAACGCACCUAUGCAGUGGCACUGCUGGCAACGCACCUAUGCAGUGGCACUGCUGGCAACGCACCUAUGCAGUGGCCCUGCUGGCAACGCACCUAUGCAGUGGCACUGCUGGCAACGCACCUAUGCAGUGGCACUGCUGGGAACGCACCUAUGCAGUGCCACUGCUGGCAACACACCUAUGCAGUGGCACUGCUGGCAACGCACCUAUGCAGUGGCACUGCUGGCAACGCACCUAUGCAGUGGCACUGCUGGCAACGCACCUAUGCAGUGGCACUGCUGGCAACGCACCUAUGCAGUGGCACUGCUGGCAACGCACCUAUGCAGUGGCACUGCUGGCAACGCACCUAUGCAGUGGCACUGCUGGCAACGCACCUAUGCAGUGGCACUGCUGGCAACGCACCUAUGCAGUGGCACUGCUGGCAACGCACCUAUGCAGUGGCACUGCUGACAACGCACCUAUGCAGUGGCACUGCUGGCAACGCACCUAUGCAGUGGUAG